Toxorhynchites rutilus septentrionalis is the source of this 4025-nucleotide messenger RNA. RefSeq lists its product as uncharacterized. Lineage: Eukaryota; Metazoa; Arthropoda; Insecta; Diptera; Culicidae. The transcript is spliced from 8 exons. The record is from RefSeq and is a predicted model, not a curated record. Gene Ontology annotation, molecular function: SNARE binding; clathrin binding; calcium ion binding. Bases 837 to 3539 code for a protein of 900 amino acids. Gene Ontology annotation, biological process: regulation of dopamine secretion; cellular response to calcium ion; calcium-ion regulated exocytosis.
UGGUUUUCACUGCUUUUGAAAAGAAAUGUGUAUUGCCAAGCCCUCCGCACUGAUGCGUCCGGCCAACGUUUUCCCAGCAACAGCAUCAGGGGGGAAAUCGACUGCGCAGGGCCACAGCUUCUGCACUAGCGAAUCCUAGCGAAUUGUUGCAUAUCGGCAGGCGACAGAAGGAAAAUUUCUUCGCCACUCUUCAGAAGGUUUUCCGCACGAUGGCUGUUGUUCAAUUUAUACAAAAACACUCACACAAAGUUCUUCUAAAUCUUAGCAAAAUUUACACACUCUAUUAGAUCUAUUAGGAUACCGAUACAAAAAAAAAAGUUUUUAACCAAGUGCAACAACUCACAAAUUCGCGCUGUGCAUUCCGAUAGUUUCGAUCUUUACAAAAAGUACAAAAUAAUCACCAGCAGCCCGCUGAUCAAGUACGGAAGGAGAAACAAAAGUGCAAAUUUCCGAAACCCUAACAAAAGUUCUAUUGUUUCGAAAUCAAGUGCUAGGCGAGAGUGAACCACAUUUCCCCUGCGGAGAAAAUCGUCACCCAGCAGUGGUUUGCACCAAAGAUUUUGCGAGCGCUCACAAGCAAAAACAGCCACCCUCGACAGAAAUCGAUUUAGGCCUUGGUUGUCCGUUUUUCGUUCCGUGUGGCCAACAACAGAGAGCGAUGGAAUUGUUCAGAAUUGAUGGCAAUCGAGGAAUUUUGGAGUGUCACUGUAUUGCGACUUCUGCUAAUGCUGCCACCGCGGCUUCGGCUGGGCUGAGCUAGAGAUACAAAGUGACUUUUGUGAAGCCGGGAGAAGCACUUCCUGUCCCCUCGCUCGUUUGGCUCACGGUGGAAUACGAUGGAUGUGGUGGUGCUGAUUGCUUGCUUGGCUCUCGUCGGAACGCUGCUGAUUGUGAUGCUGCUGUUGUGCCGACUGAUCCAGCCAUACGAUAUUGCAUGGUUUCUGUCGAGCCGGGAGGAUAAGAUCAAUCUGUCCAAGAUGAAGCUGUACAACUCGAAUGGAUACUUGAUGCACUCUGGGUCGGAAAUUUUCCUGGGUUCCACGGGUAGUUUCCAGCGAUUCGAUUCGGUUGAUCGAGACUGCAAACCCCAGUAUGGGCAAGGAUCAGGACUAACCGUUCCCUCGUGGAGAACCUCGUCCAUCGAAGAAUCCGAAAUUCCUCCGCAACCGCUGAGACCAGCUCCCUCGCCCAAAGAGCCAAAGCUGUCCCGAGAUAAGGCUAUUAUCCACAAACAAACCUCAGAACCGAAACCUGCUAGCGGGACAACAAUGAUCUCCCCAAUACCGCGACCGGUUCCCCGUAAACAGCAUUCAGCUCCGAUCUCGUUCCCACUACCAGUGCUAAGCUCACCUCGCGACAAGCGCUUCCAUAACGAGACCCACAUCUGCACCAAUCCCUUCCUCAACCAACCCCCUCUCAAAGAGGAAGUCGAUCCUCCGCCUGUCAUGCUUCCUCCACCACCACCUGCGCAACAUAUGGCGCGCCCAUCUCCGGAACCACCCUUUCUCCAGCGGCUCAUAAAAUCCGCCAACAAUCCGUUCGUUUCUGAUUCCCGCAAGUCCGACGACGAAUGCUUCUUCAGCUUCGAACCCGCAACAGUGCAGUCCGUAUUCGGCGAAGACGAUCCGCUGCGGCGGGCAGAAAAACGAUUAUCGAAGCUUGAAAACCUGCGCAAAAUGUCACGGCUAAUCGAAAGCAAUCAAGUACUGCUGAACAUCUAUCAGCAGUUCAACAACACAUUGGACCGCACUUGCGAAAUUGACCAAUCAGCGGCGCCACCGGCCGCUAGCAGAAUCACACCGCCCAUGCUUUUCGCAGGGCCCUCGUCAUCGUCAUCUACUUCACCCCUGGUGUCACCCAAAUUUACAGAAAACACCCCAGCGCAGCUCUCACCACCUCGCUGUUCUCCACCGCCAGUGGCUGUGAGUCGUACGGACAGCAUCAAGUAUCAGGAUUCACCCCGCACGGAAGCCGGUGACAACAUCAAAAUCCCUACGGUGUCUAACAGUAUUAAACAUAUCCUCCGCAAUCGCUCCUUCUCCGAAACGGAGUUCAACGAACGGAAGUUGUUCAAAAGUAUCGCACUGGCCGAGCAAACCUCUCCCGCGCCGCUGUUGAAGAAUUCAUCCCACAAGGACCUCACGCGGUACUACAACGGGACUCCUCCGCUUGGUGCAGCGUAUGGAAGCCAUGACUCAGUGGUGCUACAGAAAACUGUUUCCGAGUCUUUCCUGGAGCAGUACUCACUUGGGCGGACGGAGUGUGAUCGCGGUGGAGGUGGCACAGCCAUCGCACUUAACAGUUUCAUGAGUAAUCCUGGAACAGGAUCGGAACGGGUACGAUCGGUGAUAUCGUCGGCGUCCAGCGAAUCGGUCGCCUCGCAGUCAUCUGUGAUCUUCAGUGACCUGGAGUCGGUCCAGCCAAUUACCGGGUAUUUGUGCGUUGGCUUGCAGUAUGAUAAAAGCAGCACAACCCUUGAGGGUACGGAGCUUCUUGUCACCAUACAGGAAGCCAAACAGCUUAUUGGACCACCCGGAGUGGAAAUGGAUACGUUUGUGAAAAUUUUCAUCGUACCUGACGAAAGCAAGGUGCUUCAGACUAAGGUCUCCAAAGGUUCCAAUCACCCCAGCUACCAGGAAACGUUCAGCUUCUGGAUCACGCAUAAGAACGUCCGGCGGUCGCUGUGGUUCCAUGUGUAUCACACCAGCCCAACGGAGCAGACACUUAUAGGCGAAUGUGAGAUGCAAAUCAACGAGAACAUCAAUCGCCCAAUGACCACCUGGCUGAAACUUAUGGACUCGAGCCACAAGAAGAGCCAGCUGGGUGAGCUUAUGUUCUCGUUGAGUUAUCUGCCGACGGCGGAGCGACUCACGGUGGUCGUCGUGAAGGCUCGCAACUUGACCCUCAAAAGUAGGACCAACAGAGCGAAACAGGUGCCGCUGGUGCAGCAGAGGCCGGUUUUGUUCGACGGAGAAGACUCGGCGAUGUCGACGGCAGUGGUGUCUGCUGAUCCCAUCGAGGUGGACUCGAGUGAGGGGAUUUUCGUUAAGGUCUACCUGCUCAAGAACGACAAGAAGGUCUCGAAGAAGAAAACCUCCGUCAAACGGGGCGAACGAUCGCCGAUCUACAACGAGGCGGUCAUCUUUAGCGUUCCUCCGUACAUGCUGAACACCAUCCAGAUCCGCUGCUCGGUGGUACAAAUGACCAAUCGGGAAACGACGUUCGCCGCGAGCAGCAGUAACAGCAGCAUCAACAACAACACCAGUGGCAACAGUCCUUUGGCAAGUGCGUUUCUCGACAAUGGGAACAAUAGCGGAGGCAGCAACAGUAGCAGCAGUAAUUUAUACAGGAAACCCAGCACCAAGCUGGUCUCGAUUGGCCACGUAAUCGUGGGCAGUGGUACUACAGGGAAGGGGUUACGCCAUUGGCACCACAUGUUGACCACGCUUCGGAAGCCGGUCACCAUGUGGCACGCUCUGAAGACCACCUCGGAGCGGAAGCGGAAACGAUGGGGGGAACUGGAGAUGAGCAGUGGUUAGUAAGGUGGAUGAGGCUGUGGAAGUGCUGAUCAAACGUGAGCAGGGGGUAACAGUUACGAUAAUAAUUAUAGUACAGUAAUAAUGGUAAACUAUCAUUACCAGUUGACACAGAAAAAGGAAUAUAAGAUAAUACAACAACAAAAAACGGUUAGAUAAAUCAAGAAAAUUUCAUAUAUACCAACAUUUUUCACUGUCGCCAAAUAUUAUACAUGUAUACAUACGCUAACAAUACUCUAUUGUAUAACUUUCACAACAAUAAAAAUCGCGAGCGACACUAUACCUAGAUAAUCGAAGUCUUUGAUAACAACCAAAAAUUCUCUCAACACAAUAAGGAUUACUUUCAAAAAAAUUGUUAAUUUCCGUCAAACCGAAUUAUAAACAAUAGCGCUCUCUAGCACACUUCCAUACAAACACAACCACAUUAACCCGUAUCGCAUUAUACAAGUUACCUAAGGAUUUGAUAUAAUAAAAGAUUCUCUGAUUUUU